UUAAGUGUCGAGCGACGGGCACGACUGCUAACAUCGUCACUACCCCCCCGGCUAACGGCGUAUAGAUGGGGGAAUCCCCAAAUCGCCUCCGACUCCAAUUUCGCUCGCUAUCGGAGUAGCCGACGAAGUGCUUCGCCCAGAGCCAGCUUCGCAAUCGGAAAAUGUGGGACGCGGUAAUCAAGUUCGGGGCUCUAGCCAGGAAGGCGGGCCGAGCCGCGAGACGAACCCCAAGCGCCGCCGUCUCGGCUGCUACGAAGGUGGCCGAGCCUGAUAAGGUUUCGGAGGUUCCAUUUGAUAAUUUGGGCGUCGUGGGUUUGCACUCGGUUGGGCGGCUCCAUGAGGUUUCACAUAUCAAUAGUUGCAAGAUUUGUAGAAGUACAGAGCUGAAUCUCCGGAUUAUGAGACCUCACAAGCUGAAUUUGUAUAGGUUUACUCUACGUCGAACCUACCGGAGUUGUCAACUGAAGUUUCUGGAAGCCAUGCCUGUUUUGAUGGCUAUCAAAUGCAUGCUACAAGGAAGCAAGCUACAAGGAAGCAAUCACAGCAGAUCAUGGAGUUGAUUAAAAGUGGCCCAGAUGAUUUGGAAUUGCAGUUGGAUUUGAUGAAUGUAAGGCCAUCUCUCUCUUCAGCUAUACACAUAUUUCGAACCCUCAACAGUAAGAAGGUCUCUGCUUUGCGGUUCUUUCGCUGGACUGAGAACUCCUGGCCUGACUUGGGCUGUAAUCCUAACAUCUGUAGUUUGGUCAUUGAUAAUUGUGGUCGACUUGAAGAUUAUGAGACCAUGCUUCUCCUCCUGAAGGAAUUUACUUUGAAUGGAGUGUGUCUUACAGAAAAGGCUUUUACAUUCCUAAUUGUCUUAAGGUCUUCAGUAAUGGAUGCCGUGAACAAGACAAUAAAAGUCCUGAAUCAAGUCGGGGGAUCAUGUCGUAAUUCUGGGAUAUUUGCUUUGAUCGAGACGCUUAGCCGUUUGGGAUCCUUUGAGAUUGCAAAGCAUGUAAUUCAAAUUACCGAGGUAAAGGCUUCAUACUACAAUAUUAUGGCGAGGGAGAAGUGCCGUAGAUGUGAUUUUGAGGAUGUGAAAGUUAUGAUUGAUGAGAUGAGGCAAGCAGGCUUUGGGCCAAUUACUGGUAUCUAUAAUUACUUUAUUAGUAGCUUGUGUCGAAGUGGUAAACUCAGUGAAGCGCUCCAUGUGAUCGAAGAAAUGGAAGGGACGGAUUGCCCUCCCAAUGCUUUGACUUUUGAGAUACUGAUUAAUCACUACAUUAGAGAGGAGAAGAUGAAUGUUGCAACCCAGUUACUUGAUCGAAUGGCAUUGAAUGGGAUUGAACCUCGUAUUACAACACAUACUGCCUUUGUCAAGGGUUAUUUUCACCGGGAGCAACCUGAGGAAGCCUACAAAUAUGCAGUUUCCUCAUGUGUUAACAACUCAAGUAAUGAGACUUACAGCUUGCUUGCAAGGCUUCAUCUAAAGAAAGGAGACACUAUCACAGCCCAAAAGAUUCUGCUUGAAAUGAUUGAGAAGGGUUUGAAACCGAGCCUUCGAGUUCACUGGGGAGUUCUGAAAACUCUUAAGAAGGUGGGUGAGCUACGUCUGGCCCAGGAGUUGGCAAGCAGUUUCGCUAGGUUCAAGACACGGUCGAAUUCUGAGGCUGGUUAGUGACAAUAUCGGAUUUUAUUCACCCUUUCUUUAUCCCUUCUGAUUUGCUUUCUGGUGGCACAAGAAAUAUAGUUCCUUGUCUGGAGAACGCCUGAUGAUUCACAUUCAAGUGGCCAGACAGCAAUGUUUCACGAGCAAGCAACCAUGAAAGUAAGAUGAGCCAAUCAUACGAUAGGGUUGGAGCGACAUGGACAAGGGAAAGCC
Rhodamnia argentea is the source of this 1861-nucleotide messenger RNA. Its product is annotated as pentatricopeptide repeat-containing protein At1g09900-like. Bases 503 to 1657 code for a protein of 384 amino acids. Gene Ontology annotation, molecular function: protein binding. The record is from RefSeq and is a predicted model, not a curated record. Lineage: Eukaryota; Viridiplantae; Streptophyta; Magnoliopsida; Myrtales; Myrtaceae. The transcript is spliced from 2 exons.